GAAGAACCUGGGACAAUCCCGUGACGGAGAAAAUCAUACCUUUGCACUUUUCCAGCCUUGCCCGAGGGGAGGAUCUUGAAAAGAAAGGUGGUUCAAAAAACAAGACACAAGCUAUCUAUCUGCACUAAUUGCAGAGCGGGACUGGAAGUACUGAUGGCCAACACGGGAGCUUCUCCCAAUGAAGUCAGUCUCCAGGUGGUAACCAGCCACAGCUCUGCUCCGAAUACUCACUUAGCUGCAAAAGCUUUCAUUAUUCCAGCGAAUAUAAAUCCAAUUAAUCCAUCGGAGACUGACCCGGAUCCACAAACCGUACCUCGGGAAACCCAUGUCGUCUCUUUACCGAUCAAAGUGGAGCAGUCAGAAAGCACCGUCCCAAUGACGGCGACUGUCAACCCACAGAUCAGUGGGUUGCACCGCUGUGACAUGCUCAGUAUUCUGGAAUGGAAGGAUGGGAGAGCUACCUUACCUGGCAGCAAUUUAAAGUUCAGAGUGAAUGAGUUUGGUUCCCUGGAGGUUGCAAACACAGAGGUGAUGCCUGGGGUACGUGGGACAGAGGUCGCUGUGGAAACCAGUGUGGAGACGGAGGAGAGCGAUGCUUGGGAUCAGACUGGCUGGAAUACAGCCAGUGGUUGUGAAAGGAACGAGAAGGGUGUAUCUAGCUUGAAGGAGUUGCCAAAGUUAGGAAGCGUUUGCUGUUGUGAGAACUGCGGCCUGUCCUAUACAGUGAACACCAUCAGAAGCCAAGGUCACUUCUGCAGUGAGCAUUGCCUUCAGCAGUUUAAAGAAAAGUCACUGAGGAUGGAGAGUGCAGCAGUAAAAAGAAGCGCUGGAGCGAUACUCAAACGGGUCAAAAAGAGAAAGCGAAAGAUGUGCCGGAGUCCGAGGACAGAAUCAGAUGAAGAGUACGGUUACGAAUUUACUGAAUCAGAGCAGGUGGAGGAACAUGAAGAAGAGCGAAAAAUUGUCAGAAAACCUUUCGUGGGUGACAAAAGCCAAUUGCAAUUUGUUGAACCUAGUUGCACGGUGUCUGGACAAGGUAUUUCUUCAAUGGAAAAGAACACACUCUGGUCUUGGGUUUCAUAUUUGGAGAGUGAAAAGGCAGUCCCUGCGCCAGUCAAACUCUUUCGAGAGUGCCAGUUAUUCCCCCAGAAUAAAAACAGUUUCAGGGUUGGGAUGAAGUUGGAGGGUAUCGAUCCCACGCAUCCAUCUAUGUACUUUGUACUGACUGUGUCCGAGGUUUGUGGUUACCGUUUGCGGCUACACUUUGAUGGCUAUUCAGAGUGCCACGAUUUCUGGGUGAAUGCUGAUUCUCUGGACAUCCACCCCGCAGGAUGGUGUGAGAAGACAGGGCACAGAUUAUACCCUCCGAAAGGGUACAAGGAGGAAGAGUUCAAAUGGGCCAACUAUCUGAGGAUUACCAAAUCCCAAGCUGCACCAAAACAACUUUUCUGCAAUCAAAGUAAUUCUGUCAUCCCUUUGGGAUUUCGUGUGGGCAUGAAACUGGAAGCGGUUGAUCGAAUGAAUCCAUCCCUGAUUUGCGUUGCUACGGUGACAGAUAUAGUUGACAACAGGUUUUUGGUGCACUUUGACAACUGGGACGACACCUAUGAUUACUGGUGUGACGCAAGUAGCCCGUACAUCCAUCCUGUGGGCUGGUGCCAGGAACAUGGAAAGACCCUCACACCACCACAAGGUCAUCCCCAUCCAGAGCAUUUUUCCUGGGAUAAAUAUUUGGAAGGAACUGGAUCGUGUGCAGCUCCUGUUCGUGCUUUUAAAAUACAUCCUCCACACGGCUUCCAGAUAAAUAUGAAGUUGGAAGCUGUGGACAGGCGUAACUCCAUGCUGAUUCGCGUGGCCACGAUUGUGGAUGUGGAUGAUCACAGGAUCAAGAUCCAUUUUGACGGAUGGAGUCAUGUUUACAAUUACUGGGUGGAUGCCGACAAUCCCGAUAUACACCCCGUCGGGUGGUGUGCUAGAACAGGUUACCCUCUCCAUCCACCAGUCAAGGCAGUAGAUUUCUCACCAGAUCCUGGGCAGGUGGGAUGUCCUGUCCCAGGGUAUAAGGCAGUUGGACACACAAAAGGUUCAAAGUACACCUCCCAUCACAGGAAGUGCCCCACGCCUGGCUGUGACGGCUCAGGCCAUGUUACUGGCAAGUUCACCGCACAUCACCGCCUGUCAGGCUGCCCGCUAGCUGAAAGAAACCAAGCAAGGGUAAAAGCAGAGGCGUCAGACACGGAUGGGUCAUCCCGAAAAAGGAAUUUCAUGUCAUUUGGUCGGAGAAGGAAAUCAAACCACCACGGCAGGAUUGGGCGCCCCCCCAAGUAUCAUAAACUGCAACAUGAAGACUUGAAAGUCGGCUUUCAGAGUUUUCCAAAUGAUGGUUUGCAGCAUGUCUUGCACCAAUCAGUCUUCAUGUCUGCCAUGUCACCGCAUCCAGGCCGGUCGCUGCCCCUGUGCUGGGAGCAACACUGCAAACUGCUUCCCGGUGUGUCAGGAAUCAGUGCCAGCCGAGUGGCCCAAUGGACCGUCGAAGAGGUGGGAAGCUUUGUCCAGACACUUACUGGCUCUGAGCACCAAGCAAAGCUAUUUAAAGAGGAGUUGAUUGAUGGUGAAGCUCUCCUUUUGCUCAAUCAAGCAGAUAUCGUGAAGAUCAUGAGCAUUAAACUCGGGCCGGCGCUAAAGAUUUAUAAUUCAAUUCUAAUGUUCAAAAGUGCAGACGACAUUCUAAAAUGACAUUCCUUUCUAUUUAAGUGCAAUGCAGGCAGGUGGGAAGAAUAUUUGUACCCUGUUCAUCAUUCGGUAUUUCUUUUAAUUUUACAAUGCAAUGUGUUCUCUGAAUGCCAAGAAGUGUCAAGUGGAAUGAAUGAGCUUCAAAUCAAAACUAUUUGUGGUUGACAAGAUAUACAUAAUAUAUAUAAUAUAUUGUAUAUGUGAAGUUGCAACUAUUUGCUUGGAUUAUCCAUAGGUCAAUGAUAAUGUACUAAGAUUAUUCCAGGAAGACGAUAAGAAAAUAUGUCAAAAUAUAUUUGUUUUUACUGUGAUCAGUCACAUUUUACGUGUAAUUUAUUGA
Callorhinchus milii (elephant shark) is the source of this 3073-nucleotide messenger RNA. It is a transcript of the gene l3mbtl1, whose product is annotated as L3MBTL histone methyl-lysine binding protein 1. The transcript is spliced from 21 exons. Lineage: Eukaryota; Metazoa; Chordata; Chondrichthyes; Chimaeriformes; Callorhinchidae. Gene Ontology annotation, cellular component: nucleus. Gene Ontology annotation, molecular function: protein binding; zinc ion binding. The coding region runs from base 154 to 2736 and encodes 860 amino acids. The record is from RefSeq and is a predicted model, not a curated record. Gene Ontology annotation, biological process: regulation of DNA-templated transcription.